GAAGUUACAAGCGAAACGACACUGGACAGUUCGUCUACAGCCGAAUCCACCACAGAGGAUGCUACCACGGUGGAAGCAACAACUACCGAGAAUCUUACCACUUCCGCACCAGAAACUACGGUGGGGUCGACGCAGGAAGCUACGACCGAAACAGUGUCCCCAACAACCGCCGAAACUACAUCCGUUCAGACGACGACGGAAAUCCCGGAAUCAUCGACAGUGACGCAAGAUUUCACAACCGAGCAAACCACAACUACCGAGAGUAGCACGACCACUUCUUCAACGACAACUGUCGAGAGUACCAGCGCUUCCUCGACUGCUGAAGUUACAACCAGCACUGAACCUAGUACGACCACUGGUGUUCCCUCUACGACCCCCGGCGGGGUAUUCGUUUGUCCGGCCGAGGGAAGAUAUCCCGAUCCGAAGGCUGUUUCGUGUGAGUCGUACAUCCUGUGCAUAAGUAACGCCUUGGGCACGCUCACCGCGUUACAAUUCCUCUGUCCACCGACCACAAUUUUCUCGGUAAGCAUUGGCAUGUGUGUGCCGGCUCUGUCUUAUCCCUGCUCCAUCGGGACAACGACGACACCUUCCGCUACGGGAGCACCUCCGACGACGUCCGAAGGGGCCCCCACUACUCCGCCAGCCCCAUUCGUGUGUCCCGCCAGCGGACGGUAUGCCAACCCGGGCUCGAUAUACUGCAAAUCAUACUAUCUGUGUCUGCUGGACGCCUACGACAACCUGGUCCCGGUCGAGCUGAGCUGUCCGGCUGGGUCGAUUUUUGCGUACGAAGUAUCGCGGUGCGAACCGGACACCGAGUACGAGUGUUGGGUCAGCAAUGGCAGCAGCACUACGCGCGCCCCGGAGACGACCACCAACCCGGAUGCGCCCUUCGUGUGUACCAAACCGGGAAAGUACCCCAACAAGGACCGAACCGACUGCAAAACGUACAAGUACUGUGUCAACGCACCGGUUGGAUACACCGAGUACACGUUCAGCUGCCCGGGCACCACGCUGUUCGAUGAGGUCUCACUCAUCUGCUCGGCAAUCUACCAGUGUACCCGGGGCGGAUAG
Molecule: messenger RNA, 1071 nt
Organism: Anopheles cruzii
Lineage: Eukaryota; Metazoa; Arthropoda; Insecta; Diptera; Culicidae
Exons: 1
Cellular component (GO): extracellular region
Molecular function (GO): chitin binding
Source: RefSeq, a predicted model, not a curated record